This is a messenger RNA of Recurvomyces mirabilis, 495 nucleotides long. RefSeq lists its product as uncharacterized. The transcript has a single exon. Lineage: Eukaryota; Fungi; Ascomycota; Dothideomycetes; Mycosphaerellales; Teratosphaeriaceae. The record is from RefSeq and is a predicted model, not a curated record. Bases 1 to 495 code for a protein of 164 amino acids.
AUGAAUAGUCUGACGGCACAGGGCCUUCUUCCGGAGCACUCAGUAUCGGAAGACCUCUUCGCCAACGCAUAUCGAACCAGUCGUGGCCAGAUCAGUAUAUUGGAAAGAUUCAACGCUACCUACGCGAACGUCCAGCACAUCCACGAUCAAAUCGAGGAUCUCAAGCGCAAUGGCGCUUUGUUGCAGUCACAGCUUACGGCAAAGAACGAACACAUUGCGCGACUUCAAGGCGAGGUUGACCGACUACAACGCUCUAUCGACGACCAGACCAAGGAGCUUAAGCGGAAUGCAUCGAGGACUGCCAAGCUCGAUACUAAGAUACAAACCCUACAGCAGCAACUCACCGCGAGCAAGGCCACGAUCAAGCGGCUAGAGCAACAGGCUAAUGCCUCUACUUCAAAGCAAUCCGGCCAAACAUACAACCACCAGGAUGAUGAGCACUCUAGACCCGGUCCGAACGAGCAAGACAACACCGGAGAGCCGCCGUACAACUAG